CAAGAUCCGGGAGGUGGCGAACGGCCUGUGCCUGGAAGUGGAGGGGAAGAUGGUCACCAGGACAGAGGGUCAAAUUGAUGACUCUCUAAUUGGUGGCAAUGCCUCUGCUGAAGGUCCUGAGGGAGAUGGAACAGAAGCCACGGUCAUAACUGGUGUUGAUAUAGUAAUAAACCACCACCUUCAGGAAACCAGCUUUACAAAAGAGUCCUACAAGAAGUACAUCAAGGACUACAUGAAAGCAAUCAAAGCCAGACUGGAGGAACACAAGCCAGAGAGAGUAAAGCGUUUCAUGACAGGGGCUGCAGAACAAAUCAAACACAUCCUUGCUAACUUCAAAAACUACCAGUUCUUUGUAGGAGAGAACAUGAAUCCAGAUGGUAUGGUGGCUCUCCUGGAUUUCCGUGAGGAUGGUGUGACCCCAUAUAUGAUUUUUUUUAAGGACGGCUUAGAAAUCGAGAAAUGUUAACAAAUCAAACAGUAUGGUUUUGGAUCACCUGUCUUCAUAGCUGGCUGCUGUUUCUUCUUCAUCGGCACACCACCAGGAAUCGGCAAUGUCUAACAACUGGACAGAUGUCAUCUUGAGCUUUAUUCACUUAUUUUGACCCUGAUUUGGAGUGGAGGCAUUGUUUUAAAAA
Messenger RNA from Gavia stellata (red-throated loon), 635 nucleotides. RefSeq names its product translationally-controlled tumor protein homolog. The transcript has a single exon. The coding region runs from base 50 to 466 and encodes 138 amino acids. Gene Ontology annotation, cellular component: cytoplasm. The record is from RefSeq and is a predicted model, not a curated record. Gene Ontology annotation, molecular function: calcium ion binding. NCBI's taxonomy places the organism in Eukaryota, Metazoa, Chordata, Aves, Gaviiformes, Gaviidae.